Molecule: messenger RNA, 666 nt
Organism: Protopolystoma xenopodis
Lineage: Eukaryota; Metazoa; Platyhelminthes; Monogenea; Polystomatidea; Polystomatidae
Source: the annotation of a GenBank genome assembly
AUGCGGGUCUGCAGCCUCCCCAAACUGGUGAUCAAUUGCAACAAGCAGGUGUGUACCCUGGAGAUAACUGACACCACCGGGAGCCACCAGUUUCCAGCCAUGCAGAGGCUGAGCAUCAGUAAAGGGCAUGCAUUUUUGCUUGUCUACUCAGUAACCAGCAAGAGCUCCCUUGAAGACUUGAACUCCAUCUACACAGAACUGACGCGGAUCAAGGCGGCCGAGUUUACUCGGGUGCCUGUAAUGCUGGUUGGCAACAAAUGUGAUGAAAAUGAGGCGCGAGAGGUCUCCCAGCCCCAGGGACAGGCGAUCGCGAAGCGCUGGAAAUGUGGUUUCAUGGAGACCUCGGCGAAGCUAAACCAGAACGUGAAAGAGAUGUUUCAAGACCUCUUGCAGAUGGAGACACGACGAAACAUGACGUUGGUCGGCGAAGUUAAGCAAGAGUCCGGCCUACGCGCUUUCUUUCGUCGUCAAUUGCGCGUCAACGAAACGUCUCCUGCACUAUCUUCUUCAAAGAACGGCAGUGUUCCGGGCAGGAUGGAGGGCAAAAUAAACUUCUCGAGCAAAAAGAAGGAAAACCAAAAGAACACAGUCAAAGAGUCGAGUAAGCAGUACUCAUCACCGGAAGAUGAAGUUGUGAAUACGAAUAAAAAGUGCUCCUUAAUGUAA